AUCGCGACUGAUAAGGAACUUGGGUUAGAAAAAGCAGAAAAGGCUGUAGAAGAAUCGUUUACAAAAAAAUUUUCUGAUCCCACGGAUCAGGAAAUGUUUCGUAGAAUGCAGCGUAUUUUUUUACAACUAACAACAAACAUUCCUAUCAAGCCGUUAGAUGAUCUCCUUAGUGAAGGAACUUUGACGGCCAACAUUAUCAGCCCUGUUUUGCGUUCUUUCUUCCAUGAUUCCAUGCUUCAUCCCACUAUAUGGCCGAAUACAGCAAGCAUGAGCGCUAAAGCUCGUAAGCUUGCUAAUAUGGAUCCGUCACGUGCCAAACAACCUGAUAUGAUUGGAAAUGUUACGAAUAAUAAUAAAUCGGUGUUUGAAGUGAUGUAUGGAGAAAAUACUGGCGAAGGAAAGAACAACAAUAUUAGAAAAAAUACCCUUGAUCUCAUCAGAAUAGGUAUCUUUAUGAAAGAUGCUCUAGACAAUAUUAUUAAGGAAACAGGAAGAAGUUUUGUAAUCUUUGGAUGGCGAACAAUUGUAACAGCAUGGACAGGCUACAUGAUGGUUUUGACUGCUCCGGGAAUUUAUAUCAUGUUUGAGGUUGGACAAGCUGAGCUUCCUAGUUCCUUUCGAACUUGUGGGCAGUUUAUUGAUAGUGUUGAUGAUUUGUUUAUAUUUGCGGAGAAAUAUAAACAAGAAGUACGAAAAAUUUACGAUUAUAUCAAUCAAGGAAAAGAAGGUAGUGUAAAACCUGCUAGUUGGUGCCGACCCACACUCGGAACACCACAGUUUCGGAAACUAAUAGAUAUUUAUAAAUGA
Molecule: messenger RNA, 807 nt
Organism: Ambispora leptoticha
Lineage: Eukaryota; Fungi; Glomeromycota; Glomeromycetes; Archaeosporales; Ambisporaceae
Source: the annotation of a GenBank genome assembly